UAACACGUGACCCGGGGAGCGCGGCAGGAGGAACCAGCAGCCGCCCCGCGUAGGGCCCCGGUCCCCGUGGCACAGCCCGCCAUGGCCCCGUGGCUGCCCACCAAGGAGGAGAAGUAUGGCGUGGCCGUGUGGAACUUCCCGCGCACCAGCGAGCAUCACCUCCCGCUGCAGAUCGGGGAGACGGUGCACAUCCUACAAGCCUCCGAGGGCUGGUACCGGGGGUACUCGCUCAGGAACAGGGCUGCCCGGGGCAUCUUCCCGGCCUCGCUCAUCCACCUGAAGGGUGCCGUGGUGGCGCGCAGGGGGGCGGAGGAGAGCGUGGUGCCCGCCGAGAUGCCCAUGGUGCAGGAGAUCACCACCACGCUGCGGGAGUGGGCCACCAUCUGGAAGCAGCUCUACGUGGCAGGGCAGACGGAGCGGUACGGGCAGGUGAAGCGGAUGAUGUACGAGCUGAUGGAGCGGCGCUCGCAGCUGCUCUCGGGGACGCUGCCCAAGGACGAGCUCCUGCAGCUCAAGAAGGAGGUGACCGGCAAGAUCGACUACGGCAACAAGAUCCUUUCACUGGACCUGGUGGUGCGGGACGAGGAUGAAAACAUCCUGGACCCCGACAGGACCAGCGUCAUCAGCCUCUUCCAGGCGCACAAGAAGGCUGCGCAGACUGUCACGCAGCGCAUCCAGGAGGAGAUGAGCCCGCAACAGAGCGCGCUGGGCUGCAGCGCCCGCCUGGCAGCUUCGCCCUCCCACAGCCUCUACCUCUGCGUGCGCAACUUCGUCUGCAACAUCGGCGAGGAGGCGCAGCUCUUCAUGGCACUGUACGACCCCGGCGAGCAGCGCAUGAUCAGCGAGAGCUACGUGAUCCGCUGGGCCAGCACGGGCGUCCCCCAGGACAUCGAGCUGCUCAACAACCUCAAGGCCAUCUUCACGGACCUGGGCAGCAAAGACCUGAAGCGGGAGAGGCUUUUCCUGGUGUGCCAGAUCAUCCGGGUGGGACGCAUGGACCUGCGGGACACCUACAGCCGCAAGCUCAGCACGGGCCUCCGGCGGCCCUUUGGCAUCUCGGUGAUGGACAUCACGGACAUCACCAAGGGGAAGUGCGAGAGCGACGAGGACAAGCAGCACUUCAUCCCUGUGCACCUGGCGGCUGCUGACAACGAUUUUCUUCACAACAUGAUCAGGAAAGCGGUGGAGGGGAAGGACAUCAAUCACAAGGGACAAGGGUUCUGGGUGUCCCUGAAGAUGCUGUGGGGAGACUUGAGCCAAGUGCGGAAGGACCAUCCCCACCUCGUGGACCGCAGCACGGUGGUGGCACGCAAGCUGGGCUACCCGGAGGUCAUCAUGCCAGGAGACGUCAGGAACGACAUCUACCUGACGCUGGUGCAGGGCGAGUUUGACAAGGGGAACAAGAAGACACAGAAGAACGUGGAGGUGACGGUGUGCGUCUGCGACGAGUCGGGCAGCGUGGUGCAGAAUGUGAUUUACCACGGCGCGGGGGACAAGCCGGCGAGCGAGUACCGCUCUGUGGUCUACUACCAGCAGCGGCACCAGCGGUGGAUGGAGACGGUGAAGAUUGCUGUUCCCAUUGAAGACGUCCACAAAACCCACCUGAGAUUCACCUUCCGGCAUCGCUCCUCCAGCGACUCCAAAGACAAAAGCGAGCGGAUUUUCUCCAUGGCCUUCGUGAAGCUGAUGCAACCGGACGGCACCACGCUGCGUGACGGGGAGCACGACCUGGUUCUGUACAAGGGCGACAGCAGGAAGCUGGAGGAUGCCGGCGUGUACCUGACCCUGCCUUCCAUGAGGAACCUGUCGGAGAUGAAGAUCCUCUCCGGCUCCUCCUUCCGCGUGAGCGGAGGCAGCACGUCGGUCUUAACCGUGUCGGCCCGGGACAGCUUCCAAAUCUCGACGCUGGUCUGCUCCACGAAGCUGACCCAGAACGUCAACCUGCUGGGGCUGCUGAAGUGGCGCUCCAAGCCCAGCCUCCUCUCCGGGAACCUCCAAAAGCUGAUGAACGUGGACGGAGGGGAGGUCAUCAAGUUCCUCCAGGACACGUUGGAUGCCUUGUUCUCCAUCAUGAUGGAGAAUUCGGACACGGAUGUCUAUGACACACUUGUCUUUGACGCCCUGGUGUUCAUUGUGGGGCUGGUGGCCGAUAGGAAGUUCCAGCAUUUCAACGCUGUCCUGGAGGCCUACAUCCGCCAGCACUUCAGCGCCACGCUCGCCUACAAGAAGCUGAUCUCGGUGCUGACGCAGUAUGUGGACCACGCGAGCCGCGGGGAGCCCUGCGAGCCGCUCAUGCGCACCUUCAAGGCCUUGGAGUACGUCUUCAAGUUCAUCGUCCGCUCCCGGCACCUCUUUGCCCAGCUCUACGAGGGGAAGGAGACGGCCGAGUUCCAGCACUCGCUGCAGGGGUUCUUCCUCUCCCUGAACCAGCUGAUGAAGUCCCCGCUGGAGGGUCCCACGCUGCUCUCCCAGGGAGCAGCCCUGAAGUACCUGCCUUCCAUCCUUGAGGACGUGUUUGGGAUCUUCGACUCCUCUGCGCUGGGGGCCUUGCUGCAGGACUUCGUUGGGAACCUGCCGCCCCAGCGCCUGCUGAAGCAGAAGCUGCAGUCCCUGACCGACAUCGUCAACAGCAAGAUCUUCCAGUGCUACGAGUGCCGGGAGCUGCUGCUGCAGACGGCGGUGCCCAUCCUGCAGGAGCUGAUCGAGAAGGGGGAGGAGGAAGAUGCCUGCAUUGAGCUGCUCAGCAACAUCCUGGAGGUGCUGUACAAGGCCCAGAAGAGAGCGGAGGAGCUGCGAGGACAGCACGGCAUAGGCAAGGGACAGCACAAGGACCGUGGGGAUGCAGAGCUGGUGAAGGUGAAGAAGCACAUCCAGCUGAUCCUGGAGCGGCUGCUGCACACCGUCAAUCGAAGGGUGAUCAUCCUGGACCGGGAGAACACCCUGCGGAGUCACUACGUGGCCUGCAUGGCUGCCAUCCUGAGCCAGAUGGACAAGGACCACUACAGCUCCUACAUCAAGGCGUUCCCCUCCCGGCCCGAGCUGAUGGACUUCCUCAUGGAGACCUUCAUCCUCUUCAAGGACCUGAUAGGCAAGACGGUGUACCCGUCUGACUGGAUGGUGAUGAACAUGGUGCAGAACCGGGAGUUCCUGCGCGCCAUCAACCACUUUGCCGCGACCUUGACAGAGAUGUUCCUGAGCAACAGCAGCUUUGAGCUGCAGCUUUGGAACAACUAUUUCCACCUGGCCGUGGCUUUCCUCACCCAGGACUCCCUGCAGCUGGAGAACUUCUCCCAGGCCAAGCGCAACAGCAUCCUGGCCAAGUAUGGGGACAUGAGAGCCACGAUCGGAGCUUCCAUUCGGGACAUGUGGUACAACCUAGGCCAUCGCAAGAUCGAGUUCAUCCCGGGCAUGGUGGGCCCCAUCCUGGAGAUGACGCUCGUGCCGGAGCUGGAGCUGCGCAAGUCCACCAUCCCCAUCUUCUUCGACAUGAUGCUCUGCGAGUACCAGCUGACCAAGAGCUUCAGCCGGUUUGAGGACGAGAUCCUGCGCAAGCUGGACAGCGAGGUGGAGGGCGGCCGGGGAGAUGAGCAGUACAAGCAGCUUUUUGAGAGCAUCCUGCUCAGCUGCUGCCAGAGACACCCGGAGCUGGCCAAGCCUGGGGAGAACUUCGUCGCGCUGGUGACUGGGCUCCUGGAGCGGCUCCUUGACUACCGGGCUGUGAUGAAUGACGAGAACAAAACCUACAGCAUGAGCUGCACCGUCAACCUCCUGAACUUCUACAAGGAGAUCGACCGCCAGGCCAUGUACAUCAGGUACCUGUACAAGCUGAAAGACCUGCACGUCAGCUACGAGAACUACACGGAGGGAGCCUACACCCUGUUGCUGCACGCCCGGCUCCUCAAGUGGUCGGACGAGGCGAACACAGCCCCCAUGCAGGGCUUGCACAGCCCCAGCCUGCACACCCAGCGCCAGCUCAAAGAAGCUCUCUACAACCAGAUCAUCGACUACUUCGACCAGGGCAAGAUGUGGGAGGAGGCCAUCCACAUCUGCAAGGAGCUGGCGGAGCAGUACGAGAGCGAAGUCUUCGACUACGAAAUGCUGAGUGACAUCCUGCAGCGGGAAGCCAAGUUCUACGAGAAGAUCCUGAAGGUGCUGCGGCCCAGCCCAGACUACUUCGCCGUGGGCUACUACGGGCAAGGCUUCCCCACCUUCCUCCGGAACAAGGUCUUCAUUUACCGGGGCAAGGAGUACGAGCGCCGGGAGGACUUUGAGAUGCGGCUGCUGAGCCCCUUCCCCAACGCUGAGAAGCUGAAGAGCACAUCUCCACCCGGCCAGGACAUCACCGGCUCCCCGGGCCAGUACAUCCAGUGUUUCACCGUGCAGCCGGUGGAGGAAGCCAAGGUCCGGUUCAAGGACCGGAGCAUCCCGGAGCAGAUCACCAACUUCUAUAAAGCCAACCACGUCCAGAAGUUCAGCUACUCACGGCCCUUCAAGAAAGGCCCAAAGGAUCCAGACAACGAAUUUGCAACCAUGUGGAUCGAGCGAACGACCUUCAUAACAGCCUACCCCCUGCCCGGCAUCCUGCGCUGGUUUGCGGUGACCUCCACCACCACGACCAUCAUCUCCCCCCUGGAAAACGCCAUCGAGACCAUGAUGAAAACGAAUGAGAAAAUUAUGAGUGAGAUCAACCGGCACCAGAACGACCCCAGCCUGCCCGUCAACCCACUCUCCAUGCUGCUCAACGGCAUCGUGGACCCUGCUGUCAUGGGUGGCUUUGCCAAGUACGAGACGGCCUUUUUCCAGGAGUCCUACCUGCAGGAGCACCCUGAGGAUGAGGGGAACAUCGAGAAGCUGAAGGACCUGAUCGCCUGGCAGACCCCGUUGCUGGCAGAGGGGAUCCGGAUCCACAGGCGGAAGGUGACGGAGGACCUGCGGCCCUUCCACGAGCGCAUGGAGCAGUGCUUCGUGCAGCUGCGGGCCAAGGUGGAGAGCCAGUACGGGGUGCGGGAGAUGGUCUGCUUCGAGGAGCGGCGGAGUGGACGGCCCCGGUCCAUGGUGUGGGGACCUGACUGGGACCGGCUGAGCCAUGCUGGAGACAGCCUGGAGGCAACCCUGACCCCAAAGCCUGUCCCUCGCACCUCCGAGAGCGAGGACCACAGGAACGAGCGCAAGGAGAAAAGCUCCAGCACCUUCUUCGGGUACCGGCGGCAGGACCUGCGCCAGUCCAUCUCGGAGCUGCCGGAGCCCAAGGACGAGAGGCGGAGACUCUCCCGCAACAUGAGCGAGAGCAGCCUGGGCAGCUCUGACGGGAAACCGCCCCCGCCAAGCCGAGAUGCCCCUGGUGCUCAGCCCAGCGCAGCAGGGCUGUCCCUGUCUCCCACCGGUUUCGGUGGCCGUGUGAAGAGCGCCAGCAAGGCCCCGCCGCUGCCCCGCAAGAUCAGCCCCACCGUGUACGAGACGUUCCUGGAGCACAGCGAUGCCGCGACCGGAGGGAAGGCAUCCGCACCGCCGACAGCAAACGGAAAUAAAGGGCUGAAGUCGCCACCACCUCCGCCACCGAAAUCCAAGCGAAUGUCACAGCUCUGACCUGUGCCCGCUCGCAGCCGCGCCGUCCGCUCGCAGCCACCCCUGCCCACGGGGACGGAAGAGCCCGCGGUGCCGCUGCUCCCAGCCGGUCGCUGGACUAACGGCCCUGCUUGAUCCUCGCCCGCCGGACCACCCCUCGCCCGCCUCCCUUGCAGCUUUUACACCAGAAGCACCCUGCACAGCCAGGGCAGCGCCGUCCUGCGCCCAGCCGGGUCUGGCGAUCGCCACGCUCCAGGUGCCCCCCAGGGCUGGGACUCACCCGUCCUCGGGGGCUUCCCAGCCCCAGUGCUCUGCAUCGGCCCCCGGCCGCGCUCGCGUUCCUGCCGAGGCGAAGCAGCUCGCGCCAGCCUGUGCCAGGACGCCUCUCCCGCAGAGCUGUGCCGAGCUCCCACCCACGCAGCCCCCCCAGCGGGACGACCACUGCGCCAGAGGGUUUUCCUCCCUCUGCCCCGAACUGCCCAUGGACCGCGCCACGUGCAGGGUGACAAAGCUCCCCGCCGGCACGGGCCGAGCUCUUCCCUCCCCUCCUGCGCUCUGCCCCAGGGGCAGCUCCUGUCCCUCGGCCGCCCACCCCAUCCCGCAGCACCAGGACAAACGCUUCUGGCCCAGGCGCUCUGACUGCACGGGAGUGGGCCCGGGCAGCGUCGCGCUUUGCAGUGCCAGCUCUCCUGCCGGUAUCUGGCGUUGCAGCCCUGCCUGCGCCAGGCUGGUGCAGCUGCCUUGGCCGGCCGUGCAGGGCUCCGGCCCCGGCCUCCCUGCUGCAUCAGGCCACAGCCACGGCCACCUAAUAAAGGACUAACGCAUC
Grus americana (Whooping crane) is the source of this 6391-nucleotide messenger RNA. RefSeq names its product dedicator of cytokinesis protein 2-like. Gene Ontology annotation, biological process: cell migration; small GTPase-mediated signal transduction. NCBI's taxonomy places the organism in Eukaryota, Metazoa, Chordata, Aves, Gruiformes, Gruidae. Gene Ontology annotation, molecular function: small GTPase binding; guanyl-nucleotide exchange factor activity. The record is from RefSeq and is a predicted model, not a curated record. Gene Ontology annotation, cellular component: cytoplasm; plasma membrane. The transcript is spliced from 53 exons. Bases 82 to 5586 code for a protein of 1834 amino acids.